AUGCGUUCUUCCACCUCCAUCGCUGCCGGCGUCCUCGCCAUGGCCUCCGUUGCUGUUGCCGUCCCCGCCUACCAGAUUGACUACCCUGCUGGUCCCCUCACCACCCCCGGCCCUGCCACCACCUCUGCUCCCGUUUACGGCACCCCCACUGAUGAGCUCACCACCUCCACUGUCUACGACACCAAGGUCUACACCGUCACCUCGUGCGCUCCCACCGUCACCAACUGCCCCGUUGGCCACGUUACCACUGAGACCGUCGGUGUUUACACCACCGUCUGCCCCGUCUCCGAGGAGCUGACCGUGUCCACCGUCUACACCACUGACGUGCACACCAUCACCUCUUGCGCUCCCACCGUCACCAACUGCCCCGUUGGCCACGUCACCACCGAGACUGUUGUUGUUGGCACCACCGUCUGCCCCGUCAGCGAGGUCUCCAAGGUCCCUCCCCCCGUCUACACCAAGCCUGCUGCUUCCACCUGGUACCCCGUUGGCAACUCCACCAAGACCACCGUCCCCGUUGGUGUUGCCACCACCCCCAGUGGCUCCAAGCCCACCGGCUCUACUCCUUCUGAGGUCCCUGCCUCCAUGGGCGCUGCUGUCUCCGUCUCCGGCUUCCUCGCCGCUGCCGGUGCUGCCGUUGCCUUCUUCGGCCUCCUCUAA
Messenger RNA from Ilyonectria robusta, 660 nucleotides. RefSeq lists its product as uncharacterized. The record is from RefSeq and is a predicted model, not a curated record. Bases 1 to 660 code for a protein of 219 amino acids. The transcript is spliced from 2 exons. NCBI's taxonomy places the organism in Eukaryota, Fungi, Ascomycota, Sordariomycetes, Hypocreales, Nectriaceae.